AUGUUUUCGUCUUCAUCCAAACCAAAAUUCGCCCUUGAUUUAACAAUUAAUGAACUAACAAAUGUACCCCAAAUAAAUGGUUCAUGUUAUAUAGAAAUUGCAAUUAAGGAUAGUAAAAGAACUCAUUAUACAAAUGGUAAAGUCCCAUCAGAUUCUUCAAAAGCUAAAUCAUCCACAAGUAGUAAUACAUCACCUUCAAGAUCAAAUACCACUAGGUCACUUUUCAAUAAAUUUGAUGAUCUUGGCUCAAAAAUAAAACAAUCAACAAGUCUCAAUAAAUCAUCAAGUAGUGUUAAUGAUGGUAAAAGUAACAGCAACAAUUCUCAUAAUUUAAAUUCUUCAUCGAGUUCAAAUUCAAAUACUUCAGUAUCUGGUCAUGUAUCUACUACAACAUCACGUAAAAGAUUACAUAAUUUUAGAUGUGUUUUCAAUUAUAAAUUAUCAUGUAAUUUGAAAUUUGGUUUAAAAAAGAAGGGAAAUUUAAUCUCAAAUAAAUAUUUGAUUUUCAAAAUUUAUUAUAUACAUGAAGACAAACAUCAUUCAUCAUCAAAUUCUGAUCAUGCAAUUAUUGAUUUGGGUAGAUUAGAAAUAAAUCUUGCAGAAUAUUUAAAUUUUAAUGAACCAGUUAAUACAAAAUAUCUUUUAGAAGAUUCUAAAGUGAACUCCAUAUUAAAUAUAACUAUUGGAUUACAUGAAUUACCAUCAAAUUUUGAUUUCCAUACUCAAUUACAAAUUCAAGAUAAUAAUAGCUCAAAUUUAUCCUCAUCUUCAACAUCUGCUUUGAAUUUAAAUCAAAAUAAUAAUAAAAAGAAAAACAAUUUUAAUGUUCCUCAAUUUGAGAAGAAGAAUGUAUAUACGGGAAUCAAUAAUGUUUUGGGAGAUAAUGCAAUACAAGAAUCAAAUAAAGAUCAACAUCAUCAUCAUCAUAACCAUCACAAUGGUGCAAAAUCUCCACCUAAAAACUAUAGACAAUUACUAAAUAGCAAUGAAUCAAAUUCAGUAAAUUCAUCAUCAGCUUCUUCGCAAGAUGGUAAAUCAUUAACAGAUAUAGGUAAUUUAAAUAACCAAGAUUUAAUUAAAUUAGUGGCUCAAUCAUCAGACGCUGGUUCAGGUUUUAGUUCAAAUCAGCAAGGUCAACCAAAUAACCAAAUACCUAAUUUACAAAUGAUGAAUCAGAACAACUCAGAUAAUAAACAUAUAUUAAUGGAUCCAAUUGUUAGUAUACUAUACUGUAAAAUUUUAGAAAGUAAUUGGGACCCUGAAUUGUAUCCCUUAUUAGAUUAUUCACCAAAUCAAUGUAUUGAUGAUAUUUUCAAUAAUCCUGAAAAUCCAUUUGGUUGUAAUUUAAAAUUGAAGAAGUACUACAAUGAAAAAAGAAGUGAAAAUGAUAAAGGGGUUGAAGAUGAUAGUUAUAGAGAACUUAAUGGAUUGAUUAAUGAAGUUAGGUAUAGACCAAAUUUGAAAAGCUGGACUAUUAACGAAGAAGAUUUUAAUAAAAUUUGUAAUUGA
Lodderomyces jiufengensis is the source of this 1509-nucleotide messenger RNA. RefSeq lists its product as uncharacterized. The record is from RefSeq and is a predicted model, not a curated record. Bases 1 to 1509 code for a protein of 502 amino acids. NCBI's taxonomy places the organism in Eukaryota, Fungi, Ascomycota, Pichiomycetes, Serinales, Debaryomycetaceae. The transcript has a single exon.